This is a messenger RNA of Amorphotheca resinae ATCC 22711, 2127 nucleotides long. RefSeq lists its product as hypothetical. Lineage: Eukaryota; Fungi; Ascomycota; Leotiomycetes; Helotiales; Amorphothecaceae. The transcript has 5 exons. Gene Ontology annotation, cellular component: GPI-anchor transamidase complex; membrane. Bases 51 to 1955 code for a protein of 634 amino acids. Gene Ontology annotation, biological process: attachment of GPI anchor to protein. The record is from RefSeq and is a predicted model, not a curated record.
CAGUACUUGAAAAUGCUGAGACCACGAAACCACCUUUAGUUACCUCCGCCAUGGCAAGCCUGUUAUCUUCAGGAGUUCUCCUCCGGCGCAAUCCGCACAUCCUCAAAUUACCCCCAUACCUGUCCUUUCUUUGCGUAUUGAUCGGGGUUGCAUGGCUUCUAGUCUUGCCCUUGGACAACUACUCACGAAAUACAUACAUCUCCGAAAACGCCCUUCUGCCAGGUCAGGUCCAUACGUAUUUUGCCGGAAGCGACCAGAAUGUGUUCAGAGGUUACAAGCGCGAGAUUGAUGCAUUGGAAGAUAAGCCUAAUAUUGAAGUGAAUGAUAAAUUGGAGGAAAUUCUCAAAGCUUCCGGUUUAAAGGUUGCACGACAGAGCUACGAGUAUAAAUCUGCGGGCCAGACAUACACGGGGGAGAAUAUAUAUGCUAUUCUCCAUGCACCGAGAGGAGACGCCACGGAAGCCAUUGUGCUUGUUGCUGCCUGGAAGAAUAUGGAGGGGAAACUUAACCGUAGCGGGAUACCUCUUAUUCUGACUCUGGCACGGUACUUCAAACGUUGGUCUUUAUGGUCUAAAGACAUUAUUUUCUUGGUGACAGCGGAUAGCACAGCGGGGCCGCAGGCCUGGGUUGAUGCAUACCAUGAUACUCACCAAUCUCCUGCCAUCGAUUCGUUGCCCCUUAAGAGCGGAGCCUUACAAGGUGCGAUCGUCAUUGAUUAUCCGUUCGAUCAUCGAUUCCAUUCUCUCCACAUUGCCUACGACGGUAUCAAUGGCCAGCUUCCGAACUUGGAUCUUCUCAAUACCGUAGUAUCUAUUGCGAGCGGUCAGAUGGGUAUCGGAGUCUCUCUACAACAGAUGUGGCAGCAUUCAGAUAGCUACCAGGACAGACUACAAACGAUGCUUCGAGGUAUGAUGAACCAAGGUUUAGGACAUGCCUCAGGGCCACAUAGUAGCUUUAUCCCAUAUCACGUUGACGCUAUAACUCUGCAGCCAUUCGGCGACGGUUGGCAAGACGAGAUGGCGAUGGGGAGGGUCAUUGAAAGCACUUUUCGAAGUCUGAAUAACCUGCUUGAGCAUCUACACCAGAGCUUCUUCUUCUACUUGCUUAUGCAGGCAAACCGCUUUGUUAGCAUUGGGACUUAUCUUCCCAGCGCUAUGCUAGUAGCUGUCAAUUUCACCAUCAUGGCUAUCUUUUUGUGGGUGAAGAGUGGCUACCCCCAAUCAACUAAUUCGAAGACACCUUCCACGGUUGAGGCUGAGGAGAAAACCUCGCAAUUAAACUCAAGUCAAAAAGGGAAUGCAAAAGUCAUUACUGCCGAGGAAAGCUCGGCUGUAAGGGAGAGAGAACUCCUUCUCCCCCUGGCAGUUGUAGCUGGGUCUCAGUUCCUCGGCGUACUGCCUCUCUAUAUCUUCAACCACACCCCUCAAAAUAUGCUCACACCAGUGUUCGUAUCUUUCGCAGUGGCUAACAAUGCACUGCCAUACAUCCUCUCUCGCACCCUAACACAUCUCUUCAACCCCACAACCCAGCAGUAUCAACUCAUAAAAUCCUUCUCGCUCCUCCUCCUGGGGCUCUUUCUCUCCUCCCUCGCAACCCUCAAUUUCUCCUUAGCAUUCCUAGUCGGCCUUCUUGCCACACCUCUUACCUACAUAUACCCCACAUCCUCAACCUCCGCCCUAAGCUAUGUUCUCAAAGCAGUCCUCGCGCUAGUGCUAAGUGUGAUCGCACCUACAGCGGUGCUGGUUGCAGCUAGCUGGUCCUGGGGAUUGAGUAUAGAAAAGGUGCUGACCCAGGCAGCCUACGGGUGGGAUGUCUGGGGUAUGAAUACGCAAGUUGUGGUGUGGUGUGUUUGGUGGCCUGCUUGGAUUGUCGGGGGGGUUUUACUGUUUGGGAGGCCACGUGAAGAGACUACGAAAUUGAAUGAGCGUGGGCAAGAAAGCAAAGCUGUAAUUUAGGAUGUAUAAAUAGCGAGUUUAAAGCAAGAGGUCUCCUUGAGUAAACCCAUGUAAGAGGAGUAAACCACUUCCAAAUUUUUGCAACGUUGGUAGAUUAGAGAACAGCCUGAUGGGCUCUCAGAGCUACGGCGGAGUCAAAACGCAGAACGAGAACGAGCUCUCGAACGAUGCC